GCGGCCCGCCAAGAUGGCGGCGGGGCGGCGGCGGCGCGGCGCCCCACAUCAUUGGAAAGAAAGGGAUGUUCUAGAUGAGUAUUUCCUUCCAAAUGAAGCAGAUCUUCAUCAGGUCAUUAUAUUGCCAAAAGCAGAAUGGGAAAGGAUUCAGGGCAGCACUAGAGAAGCAGCACACAUUGAUGAGAAGAAAGAACAGGAUGAAGUGCACUUGGAGUCCAAAGCUGCUGGCGAAGACCCGCGCUGUGCGGCCCUGAACCUGAUACAACAGAAACUUCAAGCCAAAAAACUACGUGAAGAAAAGGAAGAGGAAGAAAGAAAGUUAAUUGAUUUGGAAGAAGCAAAGUUCCAAGCAGCAAAACGGAAGGAGGCUAUUGAUCGUGCAAAAACCUACCUAUCUAAUCAGGAUGACAGAAUGAGACAGUUCCAUAGUGCACUUCUACUUACUAAGGUCCUAAAAGAAAGAGAUGCUCAAGUUGAAUUUCUUAAGUCAAGAUUAGCUGAUAACAAAAAGAGGGACUAUGAAGAAGAGCAACGUCAAUUUAAAGAAUACAUUAUUAGCGAGCAAGAAAAAGCACAUCAGCAUUAUAUGAAUCAACAGGCACUAUGCAAAGAUCAGUUACAACAAAUAAAGGAGCAUGAGCAUCAGGCAGAUCUGGCCAAACAGGAAAAAAAAAGAGAAGAGGAAGAACUACAGAGAUCAAUUCAACUGUACCAACUAGAAAUUCAGAGAAAAAAAGAAAAGGAACACGAGGAAAAACUUGAACGCCGGAAGCUGUAUCAUGAGUAUGUAAAUGACCAGAAAAUAAUCAAAGCAAUAGAGGAACAAAACCGAAUGGAAGAAGAUGAUCGGAUCAAAGCUCAUUUUAAAGCAAAGGAAAUUAUUGCUCAGAUGAGAAAAAAGAAAGAAGCUGAAAUGCGUAGACAAGUACAGGAACAACAGGACAAAAUCAGUAGUCGAUUAGCGGAACAAAUGGGUGAGGCACUAAAGAAGGAAGAUCAUCGACUGGCUAGAGAUGUGGCAAGAAUAGAAGCUGAAGAAGAAAAAAAACGCAAAGAGAGAGAAGCAAAACGAAAGGCUGCCAUUGAAUCUAUUGCUGAACACAGAGCCACUGUGGUAAGAAACUUGGGCUACUUCUGCUUACUCCAGCAGAGGAGCCUGGCCCAGACCACAGGCAGCGACUCUGGUGCCAUCAGCAGCAGGCUUCAGCAAGUCUGCUGAUGCCUU
This is a messenger RNA of Lonchura striata (white-rumped munia), 1225 nucleotides long. Lineage: Eukaryota; Metazoa; Chordata; Aves; Passeriformes; Estrildidae. The record is from RefSeq and is a predicted model, not a curated record.